This is a messenger RNA of Drosophila santomea, 2690 nucleotides long. RefSeq names its product chorion peroxidase (gene Pxt). The record is from RefSeq and is a predicted model, not a curated record. Gene Ontology annotation, molecular function: heme binding; peroxidase activity. The transcript has 8 exons. Gene Ontology annotation, biological process: response to oxidative stress. NCBI's taxonomy places the organism in Eukaryota, Metazoa, Arthropoda, Insecta, Diptera, Drosophilidae. The coding region runs from base 101 to 2530 and encodes 809 amino acids.
GCAGAAAAUGGCGGCAUUUUAAGAUCAAUUUAACACGAUUAGAUUGAGCUUGCCAGUUUUAUUUUUAGUAUAAGCCAACAAAUGUUUUAUUGAAGGCAUAAUGUGUCGCACUUUAUUUAUUUCGUUGCUGCUACUUGUGACACAACUCGGCGAGUUGCAGGCGGCAGCAUUUUCUAUCCGCCAAAAUCGUUUUGAUGAAGUUCCCGAUUUACAGACUCCUGCUCCAGAGGCCACUUCCACUGAAUCCUCAAAGAUACCCGAAAAAGCGACCAGCGGUUUGUUGAAAAAAUGUCUUCCCUGCAGCGAUGGUAUAAAAUGCGUGCCGCAAAUCCAGUGUCCCGCCCACGUUCGCAUGGAAAUUCAUGAAAAGCCCCAGAUUUGCGAUCUGCCUGCGGGAAAAUUCGGUUAUUGCUGCGAAACUGGACAGAAUCACACAGCUCCCAAGCCGGACAUCUCUUCCAAGGAGCGCCGAUCCGGAUUUCCCACUGUUCUGUCACCCACAGUUUUGGACGAGGCUCGUCGCAAUUUCGAGCACUUGAUGCAUGGAAUUGCGCAGAUUCCGGUACGCCGUGGUUUUCCCGACUUUGCCCAUGGCCUGGUUUUCCAUUCGACGGCCAAGGAUGACCUUCACAAUUUCGCCAUUUCGAACAGUGCCAUCGAACAAGUGAUGACUACCCAGUUGUUUGGCAAGAAGGAGCAGGUGCCCGUAGAAGAUUUCAUCACCAACAAUGUACCCAUCAAGUUCACGGAGACUCCGUUGGCACACCAUUGCCAGCCGCCUCCAGUGUGCGGCAAUAUUCGUUCUGUUUAUCGCAGCAUUGAUGGCACAUGCAAUAAUCCGGAACCACAGAGAUCGCUGUGGGGUGCUGCUGGUCAGCCGAUGGAGCGCAUGCUGCCCCCCGCGUAUGAAGAUGGUAUCUGGACACCGCGUGCUCACUCUUCUGACGGCACUCCGCUCUUGGGCGCCCGUAAAAUCUCACGAACUCUGCUCUUAGACGUUGAUCGUCCACAUCCUAUGUACAAUCUCAUGGUGAUGCAGUUCGGACAGGUCCUGGCACAUGAUAUUUCACAAACUUCUUCAAUCCGUCUCGAGGAUGGCAGCUUGGUUCAAUGCUGCUCCCCCGAGGGAAAAGUAGCUCUCAGUCCUCAGCAAAGCCACUUUGCCUGCAUGCCGAUCCAUGUUGAGCCGGAUGAUGAGUUCUUCGCAGCUUUUGGAGUGCGUUGUUUGAACUUUGUUAGAUUGUCUCUGGUGCCUAGUCCCGACUGCCAACUCAGUUACGGCAAGCAGCUGACCAAGGUGACGCACUUUGUGGAUGCCUCGCCGGUCUAUGGGUCGAGUGAUGAAGCAUCUCGUAGUUUGAGAGCCUUCCGUGGGGGUCGUCUGCGAAUGAUGAAUGAUUUUGGGCGCGAUCUGCUGCCCUUGACAAAUGACAAGAACGCAUGUCCCAGUGAGGAAGCCGGAAAGUCCUGUUUUCAUUCGGGAGAUGGCCGAACUAAUCAGAUCAUAUCCCUUAUCACCCUUCAAAUACUGCUGGCCCGGGAGCACAAUCGUGUAGCAGGCGCACUACACGAACUUAAUCCUUCAACCAGCGAUGAAACGCUCUUCCAGGAAGCACGACGCAUUGUCAUUGCCGAGAUGCAGCAUAUAACCUACAAUGAGUUCUUGCCUAUUAUAAUUGGACCGCAGCAGAUGAAGCGCUUCCGUUUAGUGCCGCUUCACCAGGGCUAUGCACAUGACUAUAACAUUAACGUGAAUCCAGCCAUCACAAACGAAUUCUCGGGUGCUGCCUAUCGCAUGGGCCACUCCAGUGUCGAUGGCAAGUUGCACAUCCGCCAGGAGCAUGGUCGCAUCGAUGAAGUGGUCAAUAUUCCAGAUGUGAUGUUCAAUCCGUCUCGGAUGCGCAAGCGCGAGUUUUACGACGACAUGCUGCGCACUUUAUACAGCCAACCCAUGCAGCAGGUGGACAGCUCAAUCAGCCAGGGACUCAGUCGCUUUCUGUUCCGCGGGGACAAUCCGUUUGGCCUGGAUCUAGCUGCCAUAAACAUUCAGCGAGGACGCGACCAGGGUCUGCGUAGCUACAACGAUUACUUGGAAUUGAUGGGUGCACCCAAACUGCAUAGCUUCGAGCAGUUUCCCAUUGAAAUUGCCCAAAAGCUGUCGCGCGUUUACCGCACUCCCGACGACAUUGACCUGUGGGUGGGUGGCCUGCUGGAGAAGGCAGUCGAGGGUGGUGUAGUGGGAGUGACCUUUGCUGAAAUCAUAGCCGAUCAGUUUGCACGCUUCAAGCAGGGCGAUCGCUACUACUAUGAGUACGACAAUGGGAUUAAUCCUGGUGCAUUCAAUCCUCCGCAGCUGCAAGAAAUUCGCAAGGUAACGUUGGCCCGCCUGUUGUGCGACAACUCCGACCGCCUGACGCUUCAAGCAGUGCCAUUGGCCGCAUUCGUUCGAUCUGAUCAUCCGGGCAACCAAAUGAUUGGCUGUGAUGAUUCCAAUCUGCCUUCUGUUAACUUGGAGGCAUGGCGUGCUUGAGCCACUUUUUAAUCCACUUUUAAUUUAUUUAUCGAUUUUUUAAACUGUAUUUAUAUAUGCGAAUGUCUCGCCGAAUUGUAUAUCCCCGUUUUAUGUAACUGCGGCUUAACACAGAAACCAAAAUAAAACUGCGAUCGAUUAAGCUCAUUUUCAUUGCUAA